GUCGUAUUUCUAAAACAAAGGUAAUUUUACAAUGAAAUAUGGCUUCACCACCUAAAAAAUUAAAGAUUGAGGAAAAUGGAUCUCGUUUGAGUAAACUUUUAAUCAAUAAAGGAACACAAGCCUUAAAAAAAACAUUGCAAUUCAUUAUAAAUCUUCAAUCAUCAAACUUAAAAGAUAAACUUAAUGAUCCUUCUACCAAGAGUAAAUUGACAUCACUAAAAUUCAAAGUCAUCAGCAAAGAGCAAUGGGACCUUCUUUACCCGUCAACUGGUUCACCUGACAUUGAAAAAUUUGAUAUUUCAUUAUUGACUGUCUUGUUGCGUAACAUAUGUGGUCUAACAACGCCACAUGGUGGAUGGGAUGAACUUCCUUCCUCUUCAGAUACCUCAAUCUCAGCAAAUAUUGCAAGAAUAAAGUUUUAUCGAAACAAAGUUUACGGUCACAUAACUACAACUAGUGUAAAUGAUAGUGAGUUUGAGUACUUGUGGCAGGAAAUUUCAAAAGCAUUGGUUGGUCUGGAUAUUCAACAAACUGAAAUAGAUAAAUUAAAGAAUGCUCCACUCACUGCCAAUGAGGCAAAUUAUACUGAAAAAUUAAAAAACUGGUGUACUGUUGCUGAGAAAACAAAAGAAGAUGUGGAAAGUAUAAAAAAUGACGUGGAGAAAAUUAAAGAAAGCAUGUCAACAAAAGCUGAUAUUACUGAAAUUACACAAGAGAUGGCAACAAAAGCUGAUGUAGUAGAAAUUAAACAAGAGAUGGCAACAAAAGCUGAUGUAGCUGAAAUUACACAAGUGAUGUCAACAAAAAUUGAUGUAGUAGAAAUUACACAAGUGAUGGCAACAAAAGCUGAUGUUGUUGGAGUAAGAGAAAUGAUGCUGUACAAAAUAUGCUCAGAUCUUCAGAAGCUUGGAAAGUGUAAUUUUACUGGUCUUAUAAAAGAUCUUAACAAGAAAUACCUUGAAGGCACUAGACAAUGGUUAUUUGAAAAACUUGACACUUGGUUUAACGAUAGAAGUGAAGAUGCUUCUAAUGUCAUGAUUUUGAUUGCCGGUCCUGGAGUUGGUAAAAGUGUGUUUGCUGCAGAGGUGUGUCGACGAUAUUCUGAAAAGAAGAAACUUGCUGCUUAUCAUUUCUGCAGAUAUAAUAGAUCAGAUUAUAGAGAUCCUCGAAAAUUGAUAGAAUCAUUGGCUAGUAGCAUGUGUGAUACAAUAUCAAAUUUUAAAAGUAAACUGAAUGAAGAAUUGCAGAGAAAUAAUUCCAAAGAAUCGAUCACCGAUAAAUUCCUUGUUUUAUUAAAUAAUCCAUUGCAUUCAUUGCAAGAUCAUGAACCAACGCUUUUGGUUAUUGAUGCCUUAGAUGAAAGCCAAAUCGAUGGCAAAAGUGAAUUGUUGGAAUUGAUUUCAGAAGAGUUUGACCGACUGCCUAAAUGGAUUAAAAUCUUCAUCACCAGUCGUCCAGAACUUCCUGUUCAAAAAGUGUUGAAAGACAUGAAUCCUGUGGAAAUUACAACUCAUCCUCGUGAUGAAAACAACGAAGAAGACCUGUACAAGUAUUUGAAACAUGAGUUGAACGAUCAGUUGAAUGAUCGGGUGCAGGAAGAUCACUACGUUCUAUCGUCAUUAGCAAGAAAAUGUGAGGGAUCGUUUCUUUACGCUCACCACGCACAACUGAGCUUAAAGACAGAAAAAAUUGAACUUACAUACGAGAAUAUUGAACAAUUGGUCCCUAGUGGGUUAAGCGGUAUUUACACAAAGCAAUUCAAAAGAGUGAAAGAAAUGUUAACGGAGAAAAGUACCAGAUAUUCUGUUAUCUCAGAAACUACUUUCAUGCAAUUUCUUGAAUUGUUGGCUGCCUGUCGGGAGUUUUUACCAUUAACUUUAUUGCUUGGCUAUUUAGGUUUUUCUGGUGAUAUCAAGUUUGAAGUCCGCAGUAAAAUCAUUGAACUUUUAUCUCAAAUAUUGCCAGUUUACGAUGAUUGUUUAACCGUGUAUCACAAAUCUCUAAUUGAUUGGUUGAAAUCAGAUGGUUACGAACAGCAUGAGUUUACAGUUAAUUCAAAAAAUGGUCAUAAGUUCUUAUGGCAUGCUUGUGAAAAAGUGUUUGAACACAUCAAGUCGAUGAACAUUUUUGAAGAUCAGAUGAACACUGCUAUGAUUAAAUAUGCUUUGAAGAAUGGAAUCUAUCAUAUGUCAAAAUGUGGCGAAAAUGUUGACUUUAGCUGGGCAGUAGAUGUCAAAGUGGUUUAUGCGAGGUUAAUGGCUGUGGAAGACAUUAACAUGUUUUAUACCAUUAGGUCUGAAUUGUUUAAAAUCCUUAAAGAACUCCAAACUUUCUUGAGAAAAGAUGUACUUGAGGAACUACUAUUUCAUUUGUUUAUUGCGAGAGAGCAUUUACGUAUAUAUGAUAAUGGCUUAGUUUAUUUAGAGAGUAUUGCAAACAGAAUUUAUGGCAGUAACGAAAAAAGAUUAUUGGCAAGGGAUUUAUUGAAACAAGGAAAGCUUGUUUGGUUUGAGGAUUUAGACACAACAUAUUUAACAAACCGUCAUCAUUUGACUGUCCCCUUGCGUGCUAACGUUACAUUUCUUUGUGUGUCGUCCAAUGAAGAACUUCUUGCUGUAGGAUAUGAAAAUAGUCAAAUAUCUAUUUUUGAACUUCCAGAAUUUGAACAACGAUGCACUCUUGGUACUGCACUUGAUGAUUUAAGGUUGGAAAAGAGGGAUGCUGAAAACACAAUAAAUAUUGGUUUUGUACGUGGAAACAUCUCUUGCUGCUGUUUUUCACCUACCGGAUAUAGACUGGUAACUAGUGAUGGAUCUACUGAAGUAAAGUUGUGGGACGUUAACAAUGGACGUUUGUUAGUAUGUUUACAGUCAGAUGAUGUCGUUAAUCGUUGCUCUUUCUCAGAUUCUGGUUUGUUUAUUACAGCAAGAUAUGAUGGAAUUUAUUCUAAAGAUGUGUUCACUGCAUGGAAUUCAUUAACUUUGCAAAGAAUCGAUCAACGCUGCGUUGUUGAUUACCAAAAAUUACAAUGUAGCGAUAAAUAUUCAGAGUUCUUUGGUGCAAAUUUCGUCGAGAGUUCGUAUGUUUUUCAAUUCCCAAAGGCAAUCGAUAUUUUUUCAAAAAAAAGGAAAUAUCCACUACCUUUACAUUUAAUGAUGACACACCAUUAUCGUGAUUGUAUUUUUUAUCAUACAAGCCAGAAUGGAAAGCUUUCUGAAAUCACUCAGUUUUGCGUUGUGCCGUAUUUUUCCAAGCUUAAAAUUUUCAAAACUGAUAUUCUUUGGAGACCUUCAUUUAUCUUUGAGAAUUUUGAAAUUAAAUGCUGUUGUUUUUCACCGGAUGGAUCUUUUUUGGCUGCUUUCGCUGUUGGUGACCACGUCAACAUUCAUAUUUGGAGCAUUAAACGUUACACUAUUAUUCAAAUUGUACCAAUGCAACUGAAGAAUGCAUUAGGAUGUUUGUGGUCAGAUGGUUUACUGUGGAUAUGGGAUGGUUCUGAUCAUCUUAUGAAGAUAUCAACUUCGUCUGAAAAUUUUGUGGAUUCUACUCAAGCAAAGUAUGUUAACAUUGGAUUUAAACCUAAGAAAAUCUUAACAUUCGGUGAUGUCUUAGUUUGUAUUGACAAAGAAAAGUUUGUUCAAGUUGUUAGAAUUACCAAGGGUGAGAUACAAUACAACAAAAGACUUCCUGUUGAUAGUUCAAAAUUUAAAGAAGCGGCGGUAUCACCUGAUAAUUCUGUUAUUUUAACUGUAAACAAAACAGAAUACACAUUAUGGAAAUGGGGAAAUAACAUCAAUGAACUUUACUUGGAACCUUGGCAUACUGCAGAAAUACCCAUAACAGCUAUCAUUGAAAAAUUUGUUCCACAACAGGUAACUGUAAAUGAUUUAAAGUUCAACUGCUUUAUAAGUGAUAGUAAACAAGCAGUCAUAGCAUUUUGCAAUGGCUUCAGAUGUAAAGGCAUUUAUGUAAUUAAUGUUCAUGAGAAUGGUGAUGUGAAUGAGAUUUUUCAUGAUGUCAGUGAAUAUUAUUUGCGAUCCAACCUAAUCGUAUGCAAAUGUUAUUGCAUUGGGGAGUGUUUUGGGUCAUUGUUUGCUGUAGAUUUAAAGAGUGGUAAAGUAUGCGUGCAAUUUAAGGAACUUUAUUUAAUGCCUCAUAUUAUUAUGCAUUCCAAUACAGGAACUUUAGCUUUGGUUGACAAUAUAAAGUGCAGAAUUCAAUUUUUAAAACUUAAUGUUCCUGAAUAAAUACAUCAACUCAAACUUUAAUAGUAAGUUCAAAACCCUUUUGAGAAAAUUUCACAAAGACGUUGAUGGUCCUUAGGAUGAUUGCUUGUUUCCACCUGCUAUAGUUUUCUACAGAAGAAGUAUACUUAUCCUACCAGGCAAUCUUUAAGAAAUUAUCUAUAUUUACCAAAAAUAAAUUUGGAACAAUUUUGCAGAAGAUGUUUUAAAUUUACCGGUACUUUUUCUUAGAAUAUCUUACCUCCUGCUAUUAAAGAAUGUAAAAUAUUAUCUAUGUUUUGCAAUAAUCUGAAACGAUGUAUAAUUGCUUUUUAUAACACAAAUUUCUUGUAUUUAAAAAGAUCACUUCUAUACUAAUUGAUCAUGAAUAUUUGUUUAUUCAUUUCUAAGAUUCUACUUGUAAUCUUCAUAAAUGAAUUGUCAUUUAAAGAGGGCAUCCUCUAGAUAUGACUACUACUGUAAGAUGCUCUGUCAAACUUAUUAAUAUGUAUUGUACCUCUGAACAAAUUUCAUGUUGAUGAUUUACUUUUUAAUAAAAAUGUAUGGUUAGAUAA
Molecule: messenger RNA, 4798 nt
Organism: Xenia sp. Carnegie-2017
Lineage: Eukaryota; Metazoa; Cnidaria; Anthozoa; Malacalcyonacea; Xeniidae
Exons: 2
Coding region: 39-4247 (1402 amino acids)
Molecular function (GO): protein binding
Source: RefSeq, a predicted model, not a curated record